GCGGCCGCCGUGGGGGUCAUGCUGGUGCUGGUCCUGGUGGUGCUCAUCCCCGUGCUGGUCAGCUCCGUCGGAGGAGGCGAGGAAGGCGGUGGCAGGUUUGAGAUGCUGGGCACCUGCCGCAUGGUGUGCGACCCCUUCCCCACCGCGGUGGAGCCGAUCAACGCUGAGCAACAGGUGGACGAGCGGGCCGACCCGAGCGACACCAGCGUCGGGCCGCCGGUGCCCACUUUACCUGCUCACGCCUUGCAGGGUAGACCCGGGAGACCGGGUCAGCCCGGUCCCCCGGGGCCCCCCGGAGAGCCGGGCCCGCCGGGACCCAAGGGACCUCCCGGGAUUCUGGGCUUGGGGGGUACGGGCUCGGUGAGCACGGCCACCUACAACACGGCGGCCCGAGUGGCUUUCUACGCGGGGCUCCGGAACCCGCAGGAAGGCUAUGACGUCCUGCGAUUCGACGACGUGGUGACCAACAUCGGGGGGAACUUCGACGGCGCCACGGGCAAGUUCACGUGCAAAAUUCCCGGCACCUACUUCUUCAUAUACAACGUUCUGAUGAGGGGAGGAGACGGCACCAGCAUGUGGGCCGACUUGAUCAAGAAUGGUCUGGUCAGGGCGAGCGCCAUCGCUCAGGACCAGGACCAGAGCUACGACUACGCCAGCAAUAGCGUCAUCGUGCAUUUGGAUGCGGGUGACGAGGUGUGCAUCAAGUUGGACGGGGGCAAGGCGCACGGGGGCAACAGCAACAAGUACACCACCUUCUCGGGCUUCAUCCUGUACGCGGACUGACGAGCGCCGCUCGCUGACUUGGGUCGAGCUAAGCUGACGCAGAAGCUGCGGGUCGGCGGCGAACCGGCUACCUCUUUAUCCCCGUGUGGUUUCUUUGGGGAGGGAAUUUAUCAGUGUUAUGAAUUCUUCUUGUACAUUUCACGGUGAAUCUUGUCCACUCAAGUCGUCCCAAGUCAUCCCAGCGUAAAACCUUUUCAAAUCGUGGUGAUUCUUUCACGUCAUGUGCAUCAUGCAUGCAAAAAAAAAAAA
Molecule: messenger RNA, 1032 nt
Organism: Syngnathus typhle (broad-nosed pipefish)
Lineage: Eukaryota; Metazoa; Chordata; Actinopteri; Syngnathiformes; Syngnathidae
Product: C1q-related factor-like
Exons: 2
Coding region: 19-783 (254 amino acids)
Molecular function (GO): protein binding
Source: RefSeq, a predicted model, not a curated record